AUGUCUGACGUGGAUUUAGAUGAGGAUUUGUUGGCUCUUGCCGGGGCUGAUGUCGAUGAAUUGGAUUCUGGCGAAUCCUCCCCAAAAAAAAGAAGCUCUUCCAUCAAGAAGUCGACCACCAAGAAAAGAAAGACUCGUACUGAGGACGACGAAGACGAACACGACGGCCAGGAUGAUGACGAAGAUGCUACAGAGAAAAACCCAUAUCCUUUGGAAGGAAAAUAUAUUGACGAAGAAGAUAAAUUGAGAAUUGAAGAAAUGGACGAAAUGGAAAGAGAAGAAACUUUGUAUAAUAGAGCUCAGAAAAUGAAUGAGUAUCAAGAAAGACUUUAUUUGGCUCAAAGAGCCGCUAGAGAAAAGAACCAAGUUCAACAAGAACGUUCUAGCAGAUCCAAGAAAGUGAAAGAAUCAUCAAGAUUCAAGAAAUCAUCCAAAUUGUCAGAAUUGAAGAAACAGAGAGAUAAGAAGGCCAGAAGAGACGCUGGUGAUUCAUACUCGGAGGAUGAGGGGCCUCAAGGUGAUGAAGAAGAUGAUGACGAAUAUCACGUACCAGAUGCCGAAGAAGAAGAAGCUGAUAAUGAUGAUUAUGACUUGCGUGACUAUUACGAUGAAGAAGAUGAUUAUAAUCCAGAUGGUGUAGAGUGGGGGAGCACCAAGAAAUCAGAACCGGUUCGUCAAACCAUCGUCGACGACAUUAAUAAGAUUCGUAUUGGAAGAGGGCCAAUUGCCAAAUACUUAUACUAUCCUGAGUUCAGAGAAGUUGUCAAGGACUGUAUGGCACGUUUCAACGUGGGUACCGGGAGUGAUGGAAGACCAAGCUAUCGUAUCGUGAGGAUUGUCUCCAUUGAGCGCGGCAGAAAACCUUACAAAUUGGAAGGGUCUUACGUCAACAUGUUUGCGGUGUGCACUAACAGCGACGGACAAACUAAAAAAGUCAGUAUGGAUUUCUUUAGUAAUUCUCCAUUCACCCAACAGGAAUUUGACAAAUACUGUCAAAAGCUGGACUAUAUUCCUUCGGUGAAGAAAAUCGAAAAGAAAUUCAAACAAUUGAAGGAAAUGGCCCAAAGAGUGCUCACGUCAAAGGAAAUCAAGCAAGUUUCCGAAAGCAAACAACGAUUAAAUAGAGGAUAUGUUGGUGCCAAUGCUGUGAUGCGUAGGGCAGAAUUACAAACCCAUCUUGAAGUUGCAAGACAACGUAACAACAUCCAAGAAAUCCAGAAAAUUGAGCGUGAAUUAUCCAAAUAUGACAAUGCCAGACAAAAGACCAAGGAAACAAAUAAUCUGUUGAGUACCCUUGAUAGAGUCAAUGAACGUAAUAGAAAAAGAAACCAAGAUGCCAUCAGAAAGGCCGAGAUAAUCGCUUCCGAACGGAGAAGAAAAGAAGCCAUUGCCGUUGCCAAUGGUAAAGUCAUCUCGAAUCCAUUCAGCAGAUUGAAAACUAAUGUUAGAUUGUAUUAUCAAAAUAUCCAAAAGGAAGAAGCCGAAAAACAUGAACAAACGGUUAAAGAUGAAAAAUUAAAGAAUGUGGAAAAAGAAAAAAUCCAAUCUAAAUUCUUUGAUAAGGCUAAAUACCGUCAAGUGGGUAAGUUGGAUAAAGUAAUUAGGGAUUCAGUGGAUGUUGAAUUGGUGGUAUGA
Saccharomycopsis crataegensis is the source of this 1635-nucleotide messenger RNA. RefSeq names its product RNA polymerase-associated protein (gene RTF1). Gene Ontology annotation, cellular component: Cdc73/Paf1 complex. The transcript has a single exon. Bases 1 to 1635 code for a protein of 544 amino acids. Gene Ontology annotation, molecular function: RNA polymerase II C-terminal domain phosphoserine binding; DNA binding. NCBI's taxonomy places the organism in Eukaryota, Fungi, Ascomycota, Saccharomycetes, Ascoideales, Saccharomycopsidaceae. The record is from RefSeq and is a predicted model, not a curated record.